UUGAGCUUGGCGGACUUGACCAAGCACACAAUCCUGGGGGCUGGAACGUUCGGCCAAGUAUGGCUCGUGUCGCGCCCAGGAGCGGAUGGUAACGAUAGAGCAUACGCAUUGAAGGUACAAUCCAAGUACGAACUUUCUCAAAGCGGGCAAGCUCGCUCCGUUGUCCACGAAAAAGAAAUUAUGGCGGGCCUGAACCAUCCGCUAGUCAACCGGCUAUUGGGGGCGUUUAAGGACGUAGACUAUAUUUACAUGCUCAUGAACCUGGUCCAAGGAGGUGAGCUGUAUGGUGUCAUGCACACUUCGACGAGCGACAAGUUGUCGGAAAAUGUCUCGAAGUUCUAUAUUGCCGGAAUUGCUGAAGGACUUGGAUACAUGCAUAGCCGUGGAUUUGUGUAUCGUGAUUUAAAACCUGAAAACGUGCUCAUUAGCAACGAAGGUUACCCAGUAAUCAUCGACUUUGGAUUCGCAAAAUACGUUUCGGACAUGACCUAUACUUUAUGCGGAACUCCGCUUUAUCUUCCUCCUGAGGUCAUUCUGAAUCGCGGCCACAAUUGGGGCUGUGAUCAUUGGUCAUUGGGAGUUUUGCUCUACGAAAUGAUUCUUGGUUAUACGCCGUUCUACGGAAUGGAUCAAAUUGAGCUUUUCCGAGCCAUAGUGAAAGGCAAAUUUUCUCUUCCAAAAUGGAUUUCAGCUGAGGCUAACAGCUUGAUGAGUGGACUCUUGACCCGUGAUCCGCGCAAGCGCCUCGGUAGCCUAUCAGGGGGCGAAAAUGACAUAGCCAAACAUCCAUUUUUUACAGAUACAGACUUUGGCAAAAUCCGUCGUAUGGAAUAUCCAGCUCCUUAUGUUCCCAGUAUUAAGAACCCGCUGGACGCCUCAAAUUUCGAGAGCUGGACGCACGUAAACGACAAGCUGAAGACGAAAUAUCCCAAGCUUACCCGUGAAGAAGCCAAGAUCUUUGACAAUUUCUGA
Messenger RNA from Phaeodactylum tricornutum CCAP 1055/1, 972 nucleotides. RefSeq lists its product with no specific name. The transcript is spliced from 3 exons. Gene Ontology annotation, biological process: peptidyl-serine phosphorylation; signal transduction. Gene Ontology annotation, molecular function: ATP binding; cAMP-dependent protein kinase activity. The record is from RefSeq and is a predicted model, not a curated record. Lineage: Eukaryota; Bacillariophyta; Bacillariophyceae; Surirellales; Neidiaceae. The annotation marks the transcript as partial. Gene Ontology annotation, cellular component: cAMP-dependent protein kinase complex.